This is a messenger RNA of Mus caroli (Ryukyu mouse), 1937 nucleotides long. It is a transcript of the gene Rbm24, whose product is annotated as RNA binding motif protein 24. Gene Ontology annotation, cellular component: cytosol; nucleus. NCBI's taxonomy places the organism in Eukaryota, Metazoa, Chordata, Mammalia, Rodentia, Muridae. Gene Ontology annotation, biological process: regulation of alternative mRNA splicing, via spliceosome; mRNA stabilization; positive regulation of myotube differentiation. The record is from RefSeq and is a predicted model, not a curated record. Gene Ontology annotation, molecular function: mRNA 3'-UTR binding.
AGCCGUUUCCAACUCUGCCCCAGCAACAGCGCCAGAGCCCCAGCCAGGCGACCCAGCGCCGCGCCGCGCGCGGGGAGAGAAGCAGCUGUUCCCAACAGCUGGGGGGCGGCGGCGCCGGGCGCCCCAGGUGCUGUCCCGGCCAAUCGCAGGCGUCCGGCCCGCCCCCUCCCCAGCCGGGCGUCGACCCCCAGGGCCGCUGGGGAAAAAGGAAUAGAGGGUUGGAGAGCGGUCCUCCGUCCGCACUGGUGUGGCAGCUACUAAGCAGAAGGGACGGUUCCCAGACCGAGCCGGGCCCAGCACCGCGCCCCCAGCUGCCACCUCCGCGCCCCCGGGACACGGUAGCCUCUGAGCCAAUCCCCAUCCCACUAAGCCACUCGAUUUUCUUUUUGAGAAAGAACCAUCUACCUCUUCUGGGCUUGGAGACCACCACCCUCUCUACAUUUAAGAAAAAAUAUUUGUAUUUUAUUUUAUUUUUACUUUCACGCGGGGUGAGUGCAAAAGGCUCCCACAGUCCGCGGCUACGGAGCUGGUUACCCGGACGAUCCGGAAGGUCUGGACAGUGACCGGACGCGGGGACUGGAGCAGAGCGCCUGGGCGAGUGUCGGGGACAGUGGGCCACUUGGGAAGCCGCGCGCCCAGCGCCCACGCCGCCCCCUCGCCCCCGCGCGCGCCCUCGGCCCCCGGCGGCCGCCGCGCGCUGCGGGAGACGCGGAGCCCGAGGACCAGGCGCAGCCGCAGCCGCAGCCGGAGCCCGAGCCGCGGGGCGGGCGCGAAGAUGCACACCACCCAGAAGGACACGACGUACACCAAGAUCUUCGUGGGAGGGCUGCCCUACCACACCACCGACGCCAGCCUGCGCAAGUACUUCGAGGUCUUCGGAGACAUCGAGGAAGCGGUGGUCAUCACAGACCGGCAGACCGGCAAGUCCCGGGGCUACGGAUUUGUCACCAUGGCUGACAGGGCUGCCGCUGAAAGGGCCUGCAAGGAUCCCAACCCCAUCAUCGAUGGUAGGAAGGCCAAUGUGAAUCUGGCAUACUUGGGAGCAAAACCAAGAAUCAUGCAGCCAGGUUUUGCCUUUGGCGUUCAACAGCUUCACCCAGCCCUUAUCCAGAGACCUUUCGGGAUCCCCGCCCACUACGUCUACCCGCAGGCUUUUGUGCAGCCUGGAGUGGUCAUUCCCCAUGUGCAGCCCACCGCAGCCGCGGCUUCCACCACGCCGUACAUUGAUUACACUGGAGCCGCCUAUGCUCAGUACUCCGCUGCCGCAGCUGCCGCGGCAGCAGCCGCUGCCUAUGACCAGUACCCCUAUGCAGCAUCCCCAGCUGCUGCAGGCUAUGUGACCACUGGGGGCUACAGCUAUGCUGUCCAACAGCCCAUCACCGCCGCUGCGCCCGGGACAGCUGCUGCUGCGGCUGCAGCUGCUGCAGCCGCAGCCGCCUUUGGCCAGUACCAGCCUCAACAGCUGCAGACAGACCGAAUGCAGUAGACCAGCUGUCUGAUCAAAGUCAAAAGGGUUUCUCUUUCCCUCCCGAUCUCCCAGUUUUUUAGUAGCUAAUGAGAAAGUUAACAGUUGACUUGCCCGCUUUAAAGGGAGAAGGCAAGGCUAGUGUGAAGCAGAGGUGUUACUUUUUUACCAUACUCCGGGUAGUGCUGCAGGUGAUAAGGGGAGAAAGGGAGGGCGAGAAACAGUUUUUGAAGUCAAUCCCAAAGAGCCCGAGUUACACAGAAUAGCCACUAGGAGAUGAUGGCAGGGGUACCAGUGGGACUUCACUUUUGUAUGGGGAUUUUUAUUUUUUGCUCUUUUUUAUAGUAUCAGGGAAGCAAACUGCCUUUUCCAAGUUAGAAAAUGCUAUGUGAAUCUAGUUGAACCAGGGAAUACGGAGUGAGCAAUAUGUAGCUUGAAUUACGCGUAAAAGUAGAUUUAAAAAAAAAAAAAA